GGAGAGAGACUUUGCUCUCAUGAACACGGCGAGGUCAUACCUAGAGCGCGCGUUCAAGAGCUACUCCGACCUUCUCAUCGCGGCGGAGGACGUGUAUGAGAACGUCAGGGCUCAGAAGGACCUUCCUCAGUCGGAGAAGGAUCUUGCAGAGAGUAUCCUGCAGGAGACGAGAAGCGAUUUCACGGACGUGCUCGGCAUCAUAGGCCAAGUCUGUGUCAGUCAAGGCGAUUACGAGUCUGCAGAGUCCUAUCUCUACCAGGGGCUGAAAGCUUGCGAGAGCUUCAACCACUCGAACCAUCCGUCGGUCGCCAUGAUCACUCAAGGCCUCGCUGAGCUCUACUUUCAGAAACGAACCUACGACAAGGCUGAGGCGAUGGCUCGGCGGACAGUGAUGAUCCGGCAUAUCUGUUAUGGCUGGAACCACCCGCAGUACGCCCAUGCGCUGGCAACACUUGCUAGCGUCCUCUCGGCCAUUGGCAACGAGUAUGAGUCAGAGCAGCUCAUGAAGCGUCAGGCAAAGAUCCUCUUGCUGUAUCCCGAUGCCGCCACCCACCAAGAGCCUGUGCCCGACCGCACAUAUGGGAACGAGCUGGAAGGCACAACUCCAUGGCAGGGACCAGGGGGCAGCGGCAAAGGCAGAGGGAUUCUCAAGUCAUCGUCCACCUACGCCAUAGCGAAGGAAGCAGAAUCUUCUGCAUCGCUGAAUGCAUUGGAGGCGGAAGAUUGAUGAGCACUUUAAAUGUAUACAUGGACAAGAUCUGUAGAUAGAAUAAACCUGAAGUUAAAGAUU
Messenger RNA from Guillardia theta CCMP2712, 790 nucleotides. RefSeq lists its product as hypothetical. The record is from RefSeq and is a predicted model, not a curated record. The transcript has 2 exons. NCBI's taxonomy places the organism in Eukaryota, Cryptophyceae, Pyrenomonadales, Geminigeraceae. Bases 20 to 727 code for a protein of 235 amino acids. Gene Ontology annotation, molecular function: protein binding.